ACCAAAUGCCUCACCAAAACUUUGCUCCACAGAUGCCACAAAAUGAUUUGAUGUAUGGAUCGGCUCAAUUUCCAGACCCCCAAGGUAAGAAAAUUCCCAAAACCCCAAUAGACCACCACGUGAACAAUAAAUUGAGAUUGAAAAUUUGGGAUGACGAUUUCAUAAACCUAAAAGACCUCCUUCCCCCUGACUCUUUGGCUCCAGGCAGGGAGGAUAAAACUGAAAACCUCUCUACACAGACUGAACGAAACGAGGAAGGCCAGAUCACGUUGAUCCUCUCCCCUUCCCUCAGAAAAUCUGAUCUGACCUCACUCCAGUGGUGCCAAGCAUGGCAAAUCUUCUCGGCCAUCUACCUGCAAAAAUUCCCAGACCAAGCCAUCCCCCUUUUAGUCUAUGCCCACAGGGUCAUUGCGAUGUUCCCAAAUAAAGUAGCCAAUUGGAGGGCUUAUGACGAAAGAUUCCGUCAAAAACGAGCCAGCGAAGGCAUCAAAUGGGAAGAGGAAGACCCGGUAGUUUAUGGCCACUCACUUGGGACCCCAAAAUUGGACAAUUUUCGUCCCCCCGAGGUUUGUAAAAACUUCAAUAGCGGAAAAUGCUCAUUCACACAUUGCAGAUACCAGCACAAAUGCUAUCUGUGCAACAGAGACCACCCCCUCUCUUUAUGCCGCUCAACUGGAGCCAGGCACUCCACUUUCCCUUACCCCAGAAAACCCUUCCCCAACAACUUUUCUAGCCACCAAAAAUCCCAAAUUUUCAGACCCAAAUUCCACAAAAAAUUCAUCUAACCCAAUUCAGGAAAUUAUCCAAAUUAAUAAGCCUGCUUUACCUUUGGACCAGAGCAUUGUUACCCCAGUUAACCACACUGCAUUGGAAAACCUUUUGAAGGAUUACAACCUCACAAAGUGAUAAAUUUCCAGAAGUGGACUAAUUUUCAUGAAACGUGAUAGGAAUAUUCCCACCAAGGCCAUGAAAAUUGGUCAUACUACCUUUAUCUCUGAAUUAUGGGUAAUCUAAUAUUAGAAAUGUCAGCCACCUUUCUUACUAAAGUAUUCAGCUGAUUCUCACAAAUUUCACAUAAGUGAGUGAUGCACAACCUUAAAGUUUCUGUUUGACUAUGUGACAACAGUACUUGUAGGACACAUCUUGCCAAAAAAUUACAUCAUUCAAAUUAACAUCAUUCUGUUGUUUAAUUCUCCACUCUUAAUAUUAUCCUGAAUAACUCAUGAAUAAUGUAUGUAAAUCCAGAAUGAGGCUAGGCCGGCACAACAGUGUAAACAACAUGAAUCAAUAUAUAUAUAU
Lingula anatina is the source of this 1299-nucleotide messenger RNA. RefSeq lists its product as uncharacterized. Lineage: Eukaryota; Metazoa; Brachiopoda; Lingulata; Lingulida; Lingulidae. The record is from RefSeq and is a predicted model, not a curated record.